Messenger RNA from Gloeophyllum trabeum ATCC 11539, 2623 nucleotides. Its product is annotated as ATP-dependent metallopeptidase Hfl. Gene Ontology annotation, molecular function: metalloendopeptidase activity; ATP-dependent peptidase activity; ATP hydrolysis activity. The transcript is spliced from 4 exons. Gene Ontology annotation, biological process: mitochondrial protein processing; protein-containing complex assembly. The record is from RefSeq and is a predicted model, not a curated record. The coding region runs from base 114 to 2513 and encodes 799 amino acids. Gene Ontology annotation, cellular component: m-AAA complex; membrane. NCBI's taxonomy places the organism in Eukaryota, Fungi, Basidiomycota, Agaricomycetes, Gloeophyllales, Gloeophyllaceae.
GCAGCAUCUCUGAGCGCGCCGGAAUCUCUCGUCAGAGCUCUCCAGCAGGGCUAUUUACGCUCUUGCUCAGCACCGUCGUUUUCUCGUUUCUUACUGACUGACGAGGCCUGUGUAUGCUGCAAAGGACACUUCGCUCAUCUGGGCUUGCCCGCCGCCGUCUCGCCACUUCCAGCAGGAUUGGAUGGACACGGACGUUCGCUACUCCCACUGGCGACCAGAAGGACCCCAACUCCAAUAAGGAGGUAGAGAAAUCUGCAGAGGAGAAAGGCAAGGCGAAGGAGGAUGUAGAGAAAGCAAAGGAGUCUCAGCAGGGGCCAGUGGAAUUGCCCAAGGGCUUGGAGGGGUUCUUCCAGCGGUACAAGCAAGAGCAGGAUUCUCCUAAAGACAAUAGCUCGUCCAGACAGUCUUCGCAAGAAGACACCAAUCAGCAACGCCAGAAACCUCCACCGCCUCCGCCUCAGGGCGGCAAUAACUUGAAUCCCAACCAGCUUGCGUUGCUCGGUGUUUCUGCCGCGAUCAUCUACGCUCUUUCCAGUUCGAAUGCAUCCAGCUCGCGCGAGAUCACUUGGCAGGAGUUCCGGACGGCUUUCCUUGACCGGGGCUUGGUGGAGAAACUCAUUGUAGUGAAUGGACACAAAGUACGCAUUAAGCUCCAUCCCAAUGCGACGUCAACCGUCUACCCGGGAGCACCGCUUGGAGGGGGUGACUUCUAUUUCUCCAUUGGCAGCGUGGAUGCCUUCGAGAGGAAGCUUGAUGAGGCGCAGGCUGAGCUUGGGAUUCCCAGUCACGAGCGAAUACCUGUCGCGUAUCACGAUGAGAUCUCGACAGUGGGAACGCUCUUGCAGUUUGCGCCUACACUCCUCUUUGCGGGUUUGCUCUUGUGGAUGAGCCGGCGGGCAAGCUCAUCAGGCGGAGGAGCAGGGGGCAUCUUCAAUAUCGGCAAGAGCAAGGCCAAGAUGUUCAAUAAGGACACCGAUGUCAAGGUCCGCUUCAAGGACGUUGCAGGCAUGGACGAAGCCAAGGAAGAAAUCAUGGAGUUCGUUAAGUUCCUCAAAGAGCCCGCACGGUACGAGAAGCUCGGUGCCAAGAUCCCUCGCGGCGCUAUUCUUUCCGGUCCCCCGGGGACGGGUAAGACGCUGCUGGCCAAGGCGACGGCAGGCGAGGCCUCAGUGCCUUUCUUGUCCGUCUCUGGAUCUGAAUUCGUGGAGAUGUUUGUGGGUGUCGGUUCCUCCCGUGUGCGUGACCUGUUCGCGUCGGCGAAGAAGAACGCACCAUGUAUCAUCUUCAUUGAUGAGAUCGACGCCAUUGGUAAAGCCCGUGGCAAAGGUGGAGGAAUCGGUGGUAACGACGAGCGAGAAUCGACACUCAACCAGUUGCUCGUUGAGAUGGACGGUUUCUCAACCAGCGAGCAUAUCGUUGUUCUUGCCGGUACCAACAGACCGGAUGUGUUGGACCCUGCUCUCAUGCGCCCCGGACGAUUCGACAGGCACAUUGCUAUCGACCGACCCGAUGUCUCCGGACGGAAGGGAAUUUUCGAGGUUCACUUGAAACCUCUCAGGCUAUCACCAAAUCUGCCGCCGCUCGGCGAUUUCGCACAGAAACUGGCUGUCCUCACGCCAGGUUUCUCCGGUGCUGACAUCGCAAAUGUGUGCAAUGAAGCGGCUUUGCAUGCUGCUCGCGCUGGUUCCGAGUACGUGGAGGAAAGGAAUUUCGAGACCGCUAUCGAGCGGGUGAUUGCGGGUCUGGAGAGGAAGAGCCGAGUGCUGAGCAAGGAGGAGAAGAAGACGGUGGCAUACCAUGAAGCUGGCCACGCUAUCUGUGGUUGGUUCUUAGAACACGCCGAUCCUCUCCUCAAAGUCAGCAUCAUUCCGAGGGGUGUUGGAGCGCUGGGAUAUGCUCAAUACUUGCCUCCGGAUCGCUACCUCCUUUCAACGCCCCAAAUGAUGGACCGGAUAUGCAUGACGCUCGGUGGUCGUGUGUCUGAGGAGAUAUUCUUUGGGCACGAGAAUAUUACAACGGGUGCCCAAGACGAUCUUCAGAAGAUCACUAGGAUGGCUUUUGAAGCCUGUGCCAACUAUGGUAUGAAUGAUAUCAUUGGCCCCGUCAGCUACGGCGGACGGGAGGGUCAGAGGGAAAGCUGGCAGAAACCCUUCAGUGAAAAGACCGGCGAGAUGUUGGACAACGAAGUACGGAAGAUGAUUACUAACUGUCACCGACGCACGACGGAAUUGCUCACAGAGCACAAGGAGGAUGUUGAGAAAGUUGCUAAGCUCCUCUUAGAGAAGGAAGUGAUCACAAGAGAGGAUAUGAUCCGCCUUCUAGGCAAACGUCCAUUUGGAAGUCGAUCGGAUGACAUGGACAAAUGGUUGGACGAGCACCCUCCAUCUGAGCGGCACGCGCCUCAGCCAUUCCCCGAAGGGCCUGCGCAGGACGGCCUUGAUCAGCCCCCUGCACCAGCACCGCUCGCCACAAGUUCGAGAGUGACGACUGUUGAAGAGUUCUUCAGGAGAUAAUCUUGGGUGACAUGUAUGGUCUAGACGGACACCAUGUACUGUAUCUAUAGUUAAUAGCACUUCCCAAGCAACCUUGUGGUUGCGCUUGUGCCCCCACUCAAGGUUUCGCC